GCUUCAUUUGCAUAUGACGCUCAGGCAUAAAUACGGAAGUCCCGUGUUCAAGAAACCUGUUUUCUGCUGCGCAACACAACCCAGAGGCUCGCUUUUACACGCUAUUUCUCGCCACAAUGUCGAUGACAGUGAAAGCGUAUGUUAUCGGUAAGGACGACUGCCACAAGGAGAUCCGCCGCUUUGGCGUGGAUCAGGAUGUCUCGACAAGUUUUGAGUAUUUGAAGCUGAAAGUGCUCGAUGUUUUUCUCGGUCUCAGGACUGUGCCCUUUCAAAUGUACUACAAAGAUGAGGAUGGUGACUUGAUUGCUUUCUCCUCUGAUGAUGAGCUAAUGAUGGGCUUGGCUGUUGUGAAGGAGGGCACCUUCCGUCUCUACAUCAAGCAAAAAAAGGAGCACAAACCUGAUUCCUCACCUCACGGGAGCUUUGGGUUCUCAUUCAGCCUGCCUCAUGGAGUCCCCCACUUUAGCCCCCCAGGUCCUAAUCCUAUGGGUCCACCUCAUAUGGGGCCUCCCCAUCAUCACCCCCCUCCUCCUCAUCAUCACCCCCCUCCUCCUCAUUUCCCUCCGAUGCUGCACACAGGGGUGACCUGUGAUGGGUGCGAUGGGCCGGUGGCUGGAACACGUUUCAAGUGCACCGUUUGCCCCAACUAUAACUUGUGCUCCUCCUGCCAGAGCACAGGCCUCCACAAGGAGCACGCUCUCCUGCCCAUCUUUCACCCAAUCCCCAACAUGUCUGAGGUGAAUGCCCGUUUUACUACUUUUGUGUCUAUAUCCACAGGUGGUACUGCCUCUGCCCAGGCUAAUAUGGAGUACCUGAAGAACAUAGGAGUGGGAGUGGCGGCCAUGUUGAACCCCUUUGGCAUAGAUGUGGACAUCGACAUAGAGCAUGAGGGGAAGCGGGACAAAGCUACACCAACGCCUCCUGCCUCCAGUGGGCCACCUAGUGCUCGGAGUGAGAGUGGCUCCAGAGGGUCUGGUCCAGGAAGUCAAGCCGCUGAAGACAGCAUCAGUGAGGGAACAAGGAAGCACAGAGAACAAGGCAGUGAUGAGGAAUGGACUCAUCUCGGCUCUAAAGAGGUGGACCCCUCCACAGGAGAGCUGCAGUCCCUUAGGAUGGAGGUGGAUGGGACGGAUCUUCCAGCCCCGCCAAGUACAGACUCUAGCACAAGCGCCUCACAGGGUCCCACUGGUCUGCGUGAGGCAGCCAUCUACCCACACCUUCCUCAAGAUGCAGACCCCAGGCUGGUGGAGUCCCUUUCUCAGAUGCUCUCCAUGGGCUUCACAGAUGAGGGUGGAUGGCUGACCAGACUGCUCCAUACCAAGAACUUUGACAUCGGAGCUGCCCUGGAUACCAUCCAGUACUCCAAACCCGGCCCACAGAAGUAGAGAAGGUGCACAGGAAUAAAGAAGACCUGGGCCAUACCUAAUGCUGUUUGAAACUUCUGGCCUAUUUUCUAUUAACAGUCUUUGCAUACUUUUUCAAUGACAUUCUUUACAUGUUAUCAACAAUAUUGAUUACUCAGGUGACAAGCACGUAGUUAAGUUCAUUUUUGGACUUGCAAAAUGGAUAUAUUCAACAUUUCUGUUAUUAGCAUUACGCUUCAUAUUAUUAAGAUCAUAGUCAUCAUAUGUGCAUAUUACAUUUAUAAGUAGUGACCUACAUUUGUGUGAUUUCUCUAUUUUAAUUUACAUAACCAAGAGUUGGACGAAGCAGAAACCUGGGGGUAUUUUUAUUGUUAGUUUGAAUAAGCAGAUGGAAUCGGGUUAAUGUUCCUGUAGGUCUUCUAAAAUGCCUGUCCUUUCUAUACACAAUAAAAUGAAAAAAAAAA
Messenger RNA from Sinocyclocheilus grahami, 1828 nucleotides. RefSeq names its product sequestosome-1-like. Gene Ontology annotation, cellular component: amphisome; aggresome. Gene Ontology annotation, molecular function: K63-linked polyubiquitin modification-dependent protein binding; protein kinase C binding; zinc ion binding. NCBI's taxonomy places the organism in Eukaryota, Metazoa, Chordata, Actinopteri, Cypriniformes, Cyprinidae. Bases 117 to 1385 code for a protein of 422 amino acids. The record is from RefSeq and is a predicted model, not a curated record. Gene Ontology annotation, biological process: mitophagy; endosome organization; aggrephagy. The transcript has 7 exons.